Molecule: messenger RNA, 2739 nt
Organism: Arabidopsis arenosa
Lineage: Eukaryota; Viridiplantae; Streptophyta; Magnoliopsida; Brassicales; Brassicaceae
Source: the annotation of a GenBank genome assembly
AGAAGCAGUUUCCUUCGAUUUCUCCAAAAAAGUGGAAGUUAUUCAGACCACUUCUCCGACGGUUAUCUCCACGUCGUACUCAAAUCCACGACGUGAUGCUCAUCUUGCGGUUGUUCACAACCCUCUUCUAUUUAAGAGAAGAUCUGCAAAUGGAUUUCAAACAAGUUCUCAAGCAAUUUGCUCUGUUCUUACUUACCCCUUUCGAUUUUACUCUGUCCUUACCAAAAUGGCUGAUAAUUUACGGAGAGCAGUUCAAGAGAUUAACUUGGGGGCGGAUGAAGAUCCAUUUGUCAUACCGGAGGAGAUUGUGGCAAGGGCGGAAGCCGAGAAUCGAUUCAUCCUGUUGGGACGACCAGUUGCCACGGAGACAAAACCUCCGCUCAAUUGUAGCCUCGAUGCCACGAGUAUGGGGACAAUCCAGUCUAGUCCAUGGGCGGAUAAUCCCGGGUAACCAAUUUCAGUUUGUCUUUCCAUCGGAGGAAUCACUUGAGACAGUGAUUAGGCGUGGACCGUGGGCUUUCAAUGACCGAAUGCUGAUACUUCAACGCUGGACUCCAUUGAUGAAUCCUCCACUCAUCAAUUUCAUACCUUUCUGGAUCCAAGUUCGUGGGAUCGCGUUACAGUACCUUACCCUUGAAGUCAUCAACUCUAUUGGGCGUGCUCUUGGCAACCUGGCGGACGUGGAUUAUGAUGCAGAGACUGCAGCACGAGUUGAAUUUGUGAGAAUCCAGAUCAAUUGGAACAUUGACACACCUGUCAUGUUUCAACGUAAUUUCCAAUUUCAACGGGGAGUCAACACUUUACUCAGGUUCCGUUUUGAGCGACUCAGAGGCUUCUGUGAAGUCUGUGGUAUGCUCACUCAUGACUCAGGAGCCUGUUUGAUCCAGAAUGGAGGUGAAGAAGACCACCAAGAUGGGGAUGAUGAUGACCAUGCUGAACCAAACCCUCCGGUGAAUCAGAACCAAAAUCAGGGAGUUGUUAUCCGGGAGAUUGAAGCGGAUGAGGCUAAUGGUGAUGUCAUGGAGGAUGAGCCGGCGAUGGCAGUGGUAAAUGAAGCUGAAGAAAUUGAAGCUAUUGCAGACAUUGACCCACACCACAAUGCUCUGGUGGACUAUGAGGAUGAGCAGGAGGAUAGAAUGGCUCUCAGCAUUUUUCGUGGUGAAUGGGAUGCGAAUGAGCUUUUCAACCCGGUGCCGAUCUUUGAGAAUUCAACGGGUGAUAUCCCGGGCUCUGAGGCUAACCGUGUCUACUCUGCAAACAUCCAUCCAAGGACUGAAAUCAUGGAAGAGACCUUGCGAGUUAGAGAAGAGGUUGCUGUGGAAAGAGGAAAACGCAAAAAGGAAGACACAAUUGAGCAAUCAGAGGAGACAGUGAACACAAAGGUAAAGUUCCAAGAACUGGAGGAAGGAAGCAGCUCUUCUCACAAGAGCAACCAGUGCAGAGGCGCGCAAGGAGACGACAAGAUCAAGGAAGUCGCUAGUGAUCUGAAUUACCCGCACUAUGUAACAGUUCCACCACGUGGGCCUGGCUACAAAUCGUCUUUUAUCUGGAAAUCACUAUUGGAAGGAAGAGACCUUUUGAGAAAAGGGAUGAGAUUUUUAAUUGGGAAUGGAAACACUACUCAGGCUUGGCUCGACCCAUGGCUACCGAAGCUCGGGGUGGCAUAUGGACCUGUUACGGGAGCUGAUUGUGGAGGAGGACAUUCAGAUAUGCUUGGCUGGCACUAUACAGAUUCUGGAAUUUACACAGUCAAGUCUGGAUAUUGGUUAGCUUCACAUUCUCAAGAAUAUCAAGAAGACAUUCAACCACCACCAGGAUCCCAAGUUAUAAAGGACGCUAUUUGGAAGAUGAGAACAGCCCCCAAACUUCAACAUUUCUUAUGGCGAAUGAUCUCAAAUGCAUUGGCUAUGAAGACGGAGCUUGCUAGGAGGGGAGUGGCCAUUGACACUAUCUGCAAAAGAUGCCAGCGAUCAGAUAAAACUACGGCUCAUUUGUUCUUUGAAUGCCCUCACGUUCAGGAAAUUUGGAAGGGUAAUCAACAACUUCAUCACAUUAUAUGCAACCCGACUAACUCUUUUAUGCUCAAGAUCAAGGCGGUAAUCGAGUGCUACAACAACGAUAACUUGUCUAGUCUAGAGCAUCAGAUACCAAUCUGGACCUUGUGGAGAAUUUGGAAAAGCCGGAAUCAACUCCUUUACCAAAAUUUGGAGAGCACAUGGCAACACGACACCAUAAAAUCAAUAGAAGAGGCAACAGAAUGGGUAUCAUGUUGGCAAGAUGACCUCUCACGGAAUGCUACACCGGAUAGUCUUCAGAGGAAUUCAAGGCGCUCACACUGGAAAAAACCACGACAGGAUUUUAUCAAGUGCAACUAUGACUGCAAAUUCUCCCAGAAUGGUAACGAGACUCGAUCAGCUUGGAUAGUCAGGGACUCUGAUGGUUUCUUUAUACGAGCAGGGCUAAGCAGAGGAGGGCGUGUUUUAUCAGUUUUAGAGGCAGAGUUGCAAAGUUUGGUUAUGGCGAUGCAACACACAUGGAGUCAAGGUAAUAGAAGAGUCAUCUUUGAGGGAGAUAAUCAAACUGUUUUGAAGCUGGGAAAACAACAAAGCGGCUGAUAGAUUGGCAAAAAGUUCUAUUAGAAAUCAUAGUAGUUUUGUAUCUUUCUUUCAUGUUCCAAGUUCAAUUGUAAACAUCCUCCAUGAGGAUCACCUUUCUCAUUAAUUAAUUGAAGCUGUUAAA